CUGACUUUGUGGCUAUGGAAGCUACUAGUGGAAAUCGUCUAUGACAGUCUCUGAAAUAAAAUUGUAUUCUGCUCCCACCCAAAACGGAAGUGAUUAUAGUCCAACCAUAGUUUUGUCUCGCGAGAACAUUCUACAGCUGUCAUAGUUCGUUCUAGGAAAGUAGUAUUGGCAGCAUCGAAGAGUAGGGUCCAAGAUGCAUAGAGCUGUCAACAAAACACAUUUCAAACAGUUGGUAAGUACACGAUAGACGCAUAUAAUUAUAUUAUAUUAACUAGCUAAGUAACUUGCUAUUCAUUCGCAAUGUGGCAAAUGCAAAUAAGCACAAAUAGUACAAUGUUGCUGGUGCCUGAUAGACACUUAAUGUUAGCAAGGAAGCUAGCAUGUUAGCUAGCAGUGCACAGUGCACGAAAACAGAACAAGGUUAAAAUGGCAUUGAUUUCCUUUGCUAUAUUCAUAAAAAUGAAAAAGUCGAUUGCCACAGUUUGAACAUCUGAUCAUAGUUGAUGGCACAGCUAGCGUCCUUAGCUAGCUGAAAAUAGCUAGCAGUUAUGCAACCUCGUAAACGAUCACUUAAGAAACUAAAAAAAUGGCCAUGCAAUGAUUUUAAAGACAUUGAAGCACCAUUUCAAUAAAGACAAUCAUUUAAUAUAUGCUAAAUCUAUUAAACCUGUAUUGUGCUGUGACGUUGGCUAGACUGCUGUGAAUGACCUCUACUCUAGAAACUGCCUUUCAGACACAGGUUCAGAUAGAGCAGCUGGUACUGACUGUCAUGUUUUAGCUUGGUGAUAGGAUUGAUACUCCCUGUCAAAGGUUGUAUAAGCCAAUGUUUAGCUCUGAUGUUAUGUCAUUGUUUACUGAAGGUUCUCACAGCUCCCUCCUCCCAUCAGGUGGUGUUAUAGCUCACACUUUCUGCUAUAACUUACCUCCAAUAAAUAACCCACUAGAUGUUGUUUUCCCCAAAAAGCUACACCUAAACAGAACCAGUAGUAUCCGGUAUGAACUCAAUAUUAAUGUUGCCUUGCUCUUUAUAGGACUACCCAAAAUGCUGUCGUAUUAUUAGUAGCUUUUAAGCAUGGGUGUUUAAGUUUGAUAGGCAUUAGAGCCAUGUUAUCAAGGUCGAUUCGUCCAUUAGGCAGGAUUAGGCGGCAGCCUGAAGAGGGAGGCAUUUUCCGAGCUAAACUGACCAAGACGCACCUCCAACAACACAUAACACCUCACAUAAUUCUGCCCAAAAACAAUGAAAACUUCUCUCACCCAGUGGCAUAUGGGCUAUUUAGGUGAGCGCUGAUGCCGCCGCAUGAUAAGCAUUGCCAACUUUGUCAGGGGCGCAAAAUAUUUAUCUUGUCCAUACCCAGCAUGCAUCUCCAGGGUGCUGUUGGAUAGACGCAGCGCUGCGGCUCUCCACCAACGCUCAAAUCAUCUAACAUAAAUCAUGUACACCCAUGACUGGGUGGCCAAACACGACUCCAACACCAUCAUUACGUUUGCUGACAACACAACAGUGGUAGGCCUGAUCACAGACAACGAUGAGACAGCCUAUAGGGAGGAGGUCAAAUACCUUGCCAGGACAACAACCUCUGCCUCAAUGUGAGCAAGACAAAGGAGCUGAUCGUGGACUACAGGAAAAGGCGGGCUGAACAGGCCCCCAUUAACAUCGACAGGGCUGUAGUGGAGCGGGUCGAGAGUUUCAAGUUCCUUGGUGUCCACAUAACAAACAAACUAUCAUGGUCCAAACACACCAAGACAGUCGUGAAGAGGGCACGACAACACCUUUUCCCCCUCAGGAGACUGAAAAGAUUUGGCAUGGGUCCCCAGAUCCUCAAAAGGUUCUACAGCUGCAUGAUCGAGAGCAUCCUGACCGGUUGCAUCACCGCCUGGUAUGGCAACUGCUCAGCAUCUGACCGUAAGGCGCUACAGAGGGUAGUGCGUACGGCCCAGUACAUCACUGGGGCCAAGCUUCCUGCCAUCCAGGACCUAUAUACUAGGCGGUGUAAGAGGAAGGCACAAAAAAAUUGUCCAAGACUCCAGUCACCCAAGUCAUAGACUGUUCUCUCUGCUACCGCACGGCAAGCGGUACCGGAGCACCAAGUCUAAGACCAAAAGGCUCCUUAACAGCUUCUACACCCAAGCCAUAAGACUGCUGAACAAUUAAUCAAAUGGCCACCCGGACUAUUUACAUUGACCCCCCCCCCCCUCCCAUCUAUGCAUAGUCACUUUACCCCUACCUACAUGUACAAAUUACCUCAACUAACCUGUACCCCCGCACAUUGACUCAGUACCGGUACCCCCUGUAUAUAGCCUCGUUAUUGUUAUUUUGUGUUACAUUGUAUUUUUAAAAAUGUUGUUUUACUUUAGUUUAUUUAGUAAAUAUUUUCUUAACUCGUACUUGAACUGCAUUGUUGGGCUUGUAAGUAAAUAUUUCAUGGUAAUGUCUACACCUGUUGUAUUCGGCGCAUGUGACAUUUUUUGUUUUUGAUUUGAUGUAACCAUAGUAGAAAGUGUAGUAGCCUAUGUGGUUUUUCUGAAGCUUAGACUGGAGAUCAUAUUUCUGACAAUGUUAUGAGACACAAUCUUUCACAUCAUGCACGUGUCUCCUAUCAAAUAGCCUAAAUGGCACCCUAUCAAAAAGAAAAAGCACUUCGAUUUGAAUAUGACUUAACAUGUUAACAAACACCAUAUCCUAAAAACAGGACAGGUUAAAAUAAAAUGGACAAUAUAGAAUGAAAUUAAGCUACUCACGACUUCUGUCCUGGAAUUUCACUCCGUGGGCUAAAUUGUCAUGAACCACUGAUUUCAACUGUAGGCCUAUUCAUACAUUUUUGACGAGCUGAUCAUAGCGAAGAAGAAAAUACUUCUGCAUUUCCCGCUGUGUAAACACAUUGAUUCUCAUUGCAAAUAGACUCAGAAUAACUCCUGAUAAACCUGGGUAGCUGAUAUGCAGAUAUUAAAUAGCCAAAAUAAUUAGGCCUAGUCUUAAGCCAUGGUCAUGAAUCAGACGGUACGACAUGGAUGGGCAUUCAUACAAUUGCAUUACAGGCUGACACUGUAGGCUACACUAUUCUAGUUUUGUGGGGAUAGGAGGAGGGUGGCAGAACGGCCAGGACCCGGGGCUGACUAUUAUGUUUAUGUUAUGUCCUAUUUAUUGAAAAUACCUUUUCCCCGUAGUCUGGUCUCCUCCAGAGGUUUCAAAGCACCUUAGUGGUGGCAGAACACAACAAUGACAAGCUGACCCCCAUUACUCUGAAUGCUAUCACUGCAGCCAAGAAACUGGGAGGAGAUGUGUCCUGUUUGGUUGCUGGAACAGACUGUACAAAGGUCAGUUAAAAUCAUGGGUUUGAUCAUCAGACAAAUAACCUGUUGAAAAUGGAUGUCCAGACCUACCCUGUUAGUUUUUUUUUCUUCAAGGGAUUGAUUUGCUGUAUAUUUAUAAUAUUUUCAGGUUGCACAGGAAAUCAGCAAAGUCCUGGGUGUGAAGACAGUUUUGAUUGCUCAAAAUGAUGCUUACAAAGGCUCUCUGCCAGGUAUGUAUAUCCACAGUGUGAAGCAGAUGCAGCAAACAGAUUCACUGAAGCUGUAAAUGAGUUGGAAGAAGUUUUACUUCUACAGUGUCUUACUUGAAAUAUAAAGUUAGUAUGUUACAUUUGAGGGUUAUUUUCGGUCAAUUUGCAUGUAGUGUUAACUGCAACUUGCAUGUCUUUCCACAGAGGCGUUGACUCCACUUAUCCUGGCAACCCAGAAGCAGUUCAACUUCACCCAUAUCUGUGCUGGGGCAUCUGCCUUUGGGAAAGUAAGAUUAUAACACCCUUAUAUUCAUAAUUCAGUGAGGUCAUUUGUCACUCCUCAGCAAAGGUGUCUGCCUGCAGAUGAUUUCAUACAAUGGAUUUGGUUUCAUAAGGCUAGUGUAAAAAAACAUAGCUGUUAUCAGUAUGCUGUAUUUUUCAUUCAUGGUUUCUGGAAGUUAUUUGUAGGGCAUCUUUGGCUGAUCGUUACAGAUUGCCUUAUAUCCCUGCUUAUUUACCAUCCUGUCUUUUGUAGAACCUGCUCCCCAGACUGGCUGCCAAGUUGGAUGUUGCUCCUAUUUCAGACAUCAUUGAGAUCAAAUCCCCUGACACCUUUGUCAGAACCAUCUAUGCUGGUAACUAGCUUUUUGUGAACGUGUUAUGAGAAGAUACAGUACAUUUGAACUUUUGUACGUAUUGUUUCCCCCCCAAGCCAACCUAAGAUGGCGUUCAGAUUUCUUGAGCACAUUAUAUAUCACCAAUGCAGUUUAGACUGCUUUAGACAUUUUUUGGUACUCUAUGUGGAUCUUGUUUGAAAUUAUCAUGGGAAAUCAUUUGGAUGUGGGACUGCUCUUACGAAUUUCACCAGUAACGCACCAAUUCUCCAUGUACACAAUACUUACAUGUACCAUAGGGAACCGGUUUGUUUGUAAAUCUAUAGCUAAAUCAGCCUUUUGGCAAUACCAGCUAUGAUUAGAUCCCAAAAGCCUAAUUUCUCAAUUGCACUAAUGGGCUAUGAAUAAAUCAACCUUUGCUGUUUGUCAUGUCCAAAUAGGUGUACCUUGAGCCCAGAAGAUUUAUUCCAAAUUAGACUAUCUGUGUGAAAUAAAUUCUCUAUUUUAAUUCCCAGUUGUCAUCAAAAGAGUUGCAUUCGGUAGAGUUACAAAACAUCACUGUUGUUUGUCUCAUUCACAGGAAAUGCUCUCAGCACUGUCAAGUCUAAUGAAAAUGUCAAGGUUUUCACUGUCAGAGGGACAUCCUUUGAGCCCGCUGAGGUGGAGGGAGGCAGUGCUACAUCAGAGGAAGGUAGCUACAGUACUAACCAUGUACUGAUACACACCUGAAAAGCACACAUACAAAAGCCAUUGUUCUUGUUUAUCAUUCAAAAAUCAAUUGUUUAAUUUCCUGGCUGGAUAACAUAUUUGUCAGGGUAUAGUUAAAAGUAAGAAGACAUGAGACAGUUUGUCCUUGAGAUGCAGUUUUGUUAUUUAAUAUGAUCCUCUGAUGUUUCCUCACAUUGUUGUUUGUUUAUUUCAGUUGCUGCGUCCGCUCCCGCUGGGAUGUCUGAGUGGCUGGAAGCGUCCUUGACCAAGAGUGACCGUCCAGAGCUGACCAGUGCUAAGGUUGUGGUGUCCGGAGGUGAGAGCCACCUUACUUCAUACUAUUUGCCUUUACUUGACAAAUUAAUUGAUGUGUAUGCCAAAUGUUUAAAGAAAUCACUAUUGUCUUGCCCUUCUUUUAGGAAGGGGCCUGAAGAGUGGAGACAACUUCAAGCUGCUGUAUGACCUUGCUGACAAAAUGAAUGCCGCAGGUAAGUGUGUGAUUAGAAUGAGUCUUUGAAUGUUGACCAAAAAAAUUACGUUCUGUAUUUGUAUAAGUAGCUAGGUUUUCAUCCAAUUGGCGACAGAUUUUCAUGCAAAUACUCUAGAAUCCACCAAAUUGACUUUUUGUGGAUAGAAAUCAGUGUGUGAUGACGUAGUGCACACAAAAUUCACUUUUUCGCUUACGUUUUCAUGUACCGCAUAAAAAUCUGAAGUUUAAUAUGUUUCUAACACAUUUUCAAUUCUACAGAUAGUUUUGUCACAAAAACGGUUGCGUUAAAUAGCAAAUGUGCCUACUCUGGUCUUGGCCCGUGCGCUCUAGCCAACAGCUAGCAGAUACAGUGCGGGUAGGCUGUGCGGGUAUAGUCUACAUGAUGAGAUUAUUAUGGAUAACAGCAAGAAUACAGUGGGGAAAAAAAGUAUUUAGUCAGCCACCAAUUGUGCAAGUUCUCCCACUUAAAAAGAUGAGAGAGGCCUGUAAUUUUCAUCAUAGGUACACGUCAACUAUGACAGACAAAAGGAGAAAAAGAAAUCCAGAAAAUCACAUUGUAGGAUUUUUAAUGGAUUUAUUUGCAAAUUAUGGUGGAAAAUAAGUAUUUGGUCACCUACAAACAAGCAAGAUUUCUGGCUCUCACAGACCUGUAACUUCUUCUUUAAGAGACUCCUCUGUCCUCCACUCGUUACCUGUAUUAAUGGCACCUGUUUGAACUUGUUAUCAGUAUAAAAGACACCUGUCCACAACCUCAAACAGUCACACUCCAAACUCCACUAUGGCCAAGACCAAAGAGCUGUCAAAGGACACCAGAAACAAAAUUGUAGACCUGCACCAGGCUGGGAAGACUGAAUCUGCAAUAGGUAAGCAGCUUGGUUUGAAGAAAUCAACUGUGGGAGCAAUUAUUAGGAAAUGGAAGACAAACAAGACCACUGAUAAUCUCCCUCGAUCUGGGGCUCCACGCAAGAUCUCACCCCGUGGGGUCAAAAUGAUCACAAGAAUGGUGAGCAAAAAUCCCAGAACCACACGGGGGGACCUAGUGAAUGACCUGCAGAGAGCUGGGACCAAAGUAACAAAGCCUACCAUCAGUAACAUACUACGCCGCCAGGGACUCAAAUCCUGCAGUGCCAGACGUGUUCCCCUGCUUAAGCCAGUACAUGUCCAGGCCCGUCUGAAGUUUGCUAGAGUGCAUUUGGAUGAUCCAGAAGAGGAUUGGGAGAAUGUCAUAUGGUCAGAUGAAACCAAAAUAGAACUUUUUGGUAAAAACUCAACUCGUCGUGUUUGGAGGACAAAGAAUGCUGAGUUGCAUCCAAAGAACACCAUACCUACUGUGAAGCAUGGGGGUGGAAACAUCAUGCUUUGGGGCUGUUUUUCUGCAAAGGGACCAGGACGACUGAUCUGUGUAAAGGAAAGAAUGAAUGGGGCCAUGUAUCGUGAGAUUUUGAGUGAAAACCUCCUUCCAUCAGCAAGGGCAUUGAAGAUGAAACGUGGCUGGGUCUUUCAGCAUGACAAUGAUCCCAAACACACCGCCCGGACAACGAAGGAGUGGCUUCGUAAGAAGCAUUUCAAGGUCCUGGAGUGGCCUAGCCAGUCUCCAGAUCUCAACCCCAAAGAAAAUCUUUGGAGGGAGUUGAAAGUCCGUGUUGCCCAGCGACAGCCCCAAAACAUCACUGCUCUAGAGGAGAUCUGCAUGGAGGAAUGGGCAAAAUACCAGCAACAGUGUGUGAAAACCUUGUGAAGACUUACAGAAAACGUUUGACCUGUGUCAUUGCCAACAAAGGGUAUAUAACAAAGUAUUGAGAAACUUUUGUUAUUGACCAAAUAGUUAUUUUCCACCAUAAUUUGCAAAUAAAUUCAUAAAAAAUCCUACAAUGUGAUUUUCUGGAAUUUUUUUUCUCAUUUUGUCUGUCAUAGUUGCCGUGUACCUAUGAUGAAAAUUACAGGCCUCUCUCAUCUUUUUAAGUGGGAGAACUUGCACAAUUGGUGGCUGACUAAAUACUUUUUUCCCCCACUGGAUAUCAAUAUUUGCGCAAAAGGCACCGCCAUUUCUCGCAUAAUACAUUUUACAGACACAAAAAGAUCCCACCAUGUCAAACGAACAAAUGAUCUGUCUGCAUUUAUACAAUUGUGCUGAAUCUUCCUGUUUCCAUCAUAGUUGUCGUGAAUUAUUUUUUUUAUACGGUAUAACUUUAAAAUAUUGGUGAAAUAAUUUGAUUGACAGCAGUAAAGUAGGUUUCAAUUGAUUCUCCCCACAGUUGGUGCUUCCAGAGCUGCUGUGGAUGCUGGAUAUGUCCCCAAUGACAUGCAGGUUGGACAGACUGGCAAGAUUGUGGCCCCUGUAAGUGACAAACUCUGAAUAAUUUAACAUUCAUCCUAUUCUUUGAUAGGCAAUGUUGUGCUCACAAUGGUGUCAUCUGUAAUAAUAUUGCACAAUUAUUCAAGAUAAACCUUUUGUAGAAACAUGUGUGUAUACUUACAAAGAAAUAGUUCUGAAAAUGUGAAGAUAUAUUUUCUGCGGAGUUACCCACCCAGUAUUGACUAUUGUGCAAGUUGCCCGCAGCUUGACAAAGGCCUGUGACUUUAGAUGCAAACACAAUUCCUGGAAUUUAAUGUUCUAAAGAUGGAUCCCUUUGCCCUUUUAAAAAGGUUAAAUUCCCAUUAUCCGAUUCAAAUGGGAUAUCCCAGCUGUGAUUAUCCACACAUUUGAAAUGUAGUUAAUGGCACAUUUAUGCUCCUAAAUGAUUUAGCUGAUCCAUUAGAGAGCAGAGGACAGCACAGCACAGUGCAGUGGGUAUCUGCUCAGAGCCACAGACCAGGCCAUUCUGCCCAAAUUGGAUUUUGCUAAUGUUUUGAGAAGCUUGUCAAAUGUGGGCUAAAAGCUGAAAUCCGCGUAAGGGCCAAUGUUCGUUCCAGCACAUUUAUUGUUUUUGUUUAGUUUAUGAAACGGAGGAGAGGAGCAUCCAGCAUCAUGGUAAACAUUUUUUGCAGUACAUACUUAGUGCUGUUCUAUCGCUUAUGCAAUGAUGUCUGAGGGAUCGUUGUUUGAAAUAACUUCAUUGUUGUUGUAAUAUCGCAAACGGACGUGGCAGUUUCACCAUUACGGAUUCCAGCUUUAAUGUAUUCAAUAACAUUUGAAUGGCAGUAUUUUUAUCCUCUUCAUAUUUGUCAGUCAGUUGUUCAUAGUCCUCAUGCAAACCAUUCAGAGGAUUCAAGUAUUAGAUGUUCAUUUUUGAUCGCUACCUUCAGGCAUUGUUAGGACAGAAGAACCAUGCAUGUCAUAUCAGUGUGACUGACUGUCUGACAUCUUUUUUAUUUGACAAAUGUCCCCUUGAAUAGCACAAAACUGUGUUCCUUCUUGUUAUGUGUAUUUGAAUGAACCGCUUUUGACAGAAUGAAUAUUUAGCGAAUCAACUAUUUGCAGGCUUUAAAUAGUAGUUCUAUCCAGUAUUGAACUGCUCCAGUUAUAGUUUUGCUGAAAUUAACUUAAUGAAAUUUGAAAGAAUCUCACAUCACAGAUGUCAGCAUGUAUUUCACAGUUUAGCUUUUGCAUAUUUAUGUAUAUCAAAGGAUCGUCACAUUAGCAUUCAGUAGCCUAAACUCUUUAUAAGACUGUCUUCACCCUACUGUCCUGACGUUUACAGACAGUGUGCCAUUGUAUUGUUUAUGUAAUCUAAGCUGUGGGUGUCAUGCCUGAGCAACGUUUCAGGCGAGUACCACAUUCGGGGAACAGCUUGGCAACGGAGCAGCCAGGUUGUCAUGUUGCGGUCUUUUGUUGUUUUUAUCGGAUAACAAUAGCAUCACCACACUUGAACGACUAGCUAGCAAUACAAUCAUGUUGCAUGCAGGGAGUUGCUUUCACACCUGAGGGAAAGCUGGGUGUGAAAUAGUAGGCUGAAACAGCGCUUAAUGCUAUUUUAGCAACACAACAGCAGGUGGCCCUGUCUGGCCUUCUAAUUGAACAUACAAAGCUGCUAAAAGAGCAUAAAGAGAAGAACUCUGAGAAGAUUCUCCAAAUAGGCUAGACAUUGGACUCUUGCUAGUACCUUCUUGUUUUAGUUUUUUUAUUUUCGUCUUUUUGUAUGUACUCUGAUCUUUCCAUACAGUGAUACUUGAGAACUACAACAUACACCAUGUUUUGUGGUCAUUUUAUCUCUGCAAGGACAGUACACUUGCUGGACAGGACAGUGCCUCUCAUUGUGAAAUAUCGGUCCUCACUUCUAGUCGUUGGCAGACUAGAACAUCAUAAAUUGAUGUUCUGCUCCUCUGAGACUACUCCAAUAACAUUAAGUAGCACUGAAAUAUUCAUAUGGCAGUGCAUUAAGCUGAAAGCCUCUGAUGUGUUUUUCCCAUAGGUGAGGUGGAUGCUUGGAGGGUCCUACACUCUGCUACACCACCCCCCAGCACUCUCCCUCUGAGAGAUUACACAGCCUUGGUCAGGGUCAGCACUAGAACAACCCCAUACUCUAAGGAAACCCAGAACUGUCCUGCAAUCAGCUGCAUCUGUACUAGGGUGCCAAUGACGGCCUUAGUGGUGUUAUGAUGGUUUUCUGGAGAUUGAUGGAAAAAAAGUUAUUCAAUAAAUAUUGUAGGCCCACAUAUUAUACUACCGGUAUUGAGUCAGUUGCAGCAUUCCUGCAAUAAGGUGUCUUACCUGUGUUCAGCAGCCUGAAACAACUGGGACUACAUAGAUGUGGCUGUGCACCAAGCGCUUGUAUUAUGCUGAUACAGCUUGUUUGUCAUCUUGUUCUCUCUGCAGGAAUUGUACAUCGCUGUUGGUAUCUCUGGAGCUAUUCAGCAUCUGGCUGGGAUGAAGGACAGCAAGGUACAGUACAGUUAGCAUUCUUGCUUGUUUCUUCCCUGUCCCUUUAUACCAGAAUGUUCUAUCAUGUAUACAGAAUAGGCAUGCAGCAUUAUUAUGAAACACAUUUUCCUUUGCUCUACAGACUAUUGUUGCCAUCAACAAGGACCCAGAGGCUCCCAUCUUCCAGGUGGCUGACUAUGGUCUGGUGGCUGAUCUGUUCAAGGUGAGAUAGCAGGCCGACUGUGUUGGAGGAAUAUUCACCCAUGAGGAAACAUUACCAAACACUCUUGCCAUGAAUAGCUGAUCAGCAAGACACCGGCAUUUCAAUAACCAAGACAUGACAACUGUGACAGUCGGAAUAUUACAUUCACCAUUUCCCUGAUCAAUGUUGCAAGAACCAUUAUUAUUCCACCUAAUGGAAAUGUGUUGAAUUAUUGAGGUGCUGAAUUAAUCAGAGGUGAGUUGUGGUCUGAGCUUGCUGCUGUGUAGAGAUACAACAGCGUUCCUUCAAACCAUAAGUUCUCCGGUUUUAUUUUCUCUUCCCUAGUGCCAGGACUUUACAUGCUUAGCUGCCUUCUAGUGUCUGGCUGGCACAUGUGUGCCAGAGGGUUGGCACACUCUUGAACAAGAGGGCCUGUGCUUUCAGUGAAAGUGUAGUAGCAUUUAUUUUAAUGUGUGUGUCCUGUUGUUCAUCUUUUCUUUACUAUGGCGGUGGUGGUGCGUGAGAGGCCCAGGUGUUCUGGGUAAACUCUGUAAAAGUGAUUGGUAAUAAUAGCUUGUGGCAGCAGAGUUGAUCACUCCUCAGAUAACUGAUUAAAAUAUAUGGGCUUUCUCCUCUUCCUUCAAUUGAAAACUGAUCUGUGGGACACAUUAGACUCGUGUGCUACUGAUAUAGUUUGUCAGUAUGUCAUUCAUCAGACAACCCUGCUCAUGUCCCUUAAAUCAGUUACUCUCAGAUUUGAAUUGGUUUGAAUGAAUUGAUCUUAAAUGGUGUCACCCCAAACCGUGAGACUAAACACUUACAUUUAUCUAAAAGCUCAACCUUCCAUUUCCAUGUUGCAAGCACACACCAUGUCCAUUGUGUCAACCUUGCUAGAUAUGCCCGGUUAGGGGGUGCAACCAUCUUAAGCUACUGUUUUGUCUUUGUCUCACUAGGCUGUCCCUGAGAUGACUGCAGCGUUGAGCAAGUGAGCCAACAUUCAGCUAAGCAGCCAUCCCAUCACUACCUGGGUACCAAGACCACACAGUUACAACUCUCCUACAAUCUCUGCCUUAAACUGUUUCUGGAGCUAGUCUUCUGGGAACACUAAUAAUGUUAUCAUCCUUCUUCCUAAAUGGAAACAGAACAACACUCUCAGUUUAUAAACCGGACUUCUGUUUUUAUGUACGUAGGUAUGAUAUGCCACCAGUAACGUUUGGCUUACCUGAUGUAGGUGAUAUUUUUUUCUCCCUAUUAGUGCAUAUUUUGUAACGUGUAUUUAACGUAGCGUCACAAUAAAGGUAAUCUUCGGGAAGUCUAAACCUUCCUCCUCACUAAUUCACUUUUAUUCAUGUGUAGCUCACCAAAGGCUCUUGGUAUCAAUGAUAAAACUGACUGUAAAUGACUGUUAUUUUACCAUGUUUGCCUUUUAAUUGCUUUUACUCUGCACUGAAUUCCCUUCAUGAUCAAUUUACAAAAUGCCUGUUGACAUUCAAGUGCGCAGGAUUAGUUUGCCAUGUCUAAAAGCAGAUAUUUUUAAAGGUUCAUGCUAUAAUACUUUUUCUUCUGACCAACACUUUACACAUCUUCAAUUACAAACCCCUCGAGAUUUGGUAGCUGAAACGUCCCUCAGUCGCUCACGUGUCUGGCUUAAAAAUAUUUUGUAAUAUAAUUUGAAUACAAACUUUAGCAUAGAUAAUGUAGAAAGACAAAGGUAAGAAAUAAGCUGAGCUCAACACAUUAGAACACAGAUCAAAUGUACCCUGCAGUAGUCCGAUCAGAGAGGACUGUACUUAAUGUUGGGGUCUGGAGACUCCAGGUUGACUUUCAGUAUGGUUUGUUUGUAAAAUAUCUGUUUAGUGUGGCUCAUACAUCAUAAUAUGAUUGCCAAUUAGUAGUUGUCUUGUGAUCAGUCUA
This is a messenger RNA of Coregonus sp. 'balchen', 12229 nucleotides long. The record is from the annotation of a GenBank genome assembly. NCBI's taxonomy places the organism in Eukaryota, Metazoa, Chordata, Actinopteri, Salmoniformes, Salmonidae.